Trichoderma asperellum CBS 433.97 is the source of this 1407-nucleotide messenger RNA. It is a transcript of the gene HAS1, whose product is annotated as ATP-dependent RNA helicase. Gene Ontology annotation, molecular function: RNA helicase activity; ATP binding; nucleic acid binding. Lineage: Eukaryota; Fungi; Ascomycota; Sordariomycetes; Hypocreales; Hypocreaceae. Gene Ontology annotation, biological process: maturation of LSU-rRNA from tricistronic rRNA transcript (SSU-rRNA, 5.8S rRNA, LSU-rRNA). The record is from RefSeq and is a predicted model, not a curated record. Gene Ontology annotation, cellular component: nucleolus.
AUGAGGGCGAUUCAAGAGAUGGGCUUCACAAAGAUGACUAGCAUCCAGCGCAGCGCCAUCCCACCUCUUCUCGCCGGCAAGGACGUGCUCGGUGCAGCAAAGACUGGAUCCGGAAAGACGCUCGCCUUCUUGAUUCCCGCCAUCGAAAUCCUCAGUUCUCUGCGAUUCAAGCCCCGAAACGGCACCGGCGUCAUCGUCGUGUCUCCCACCCGAGAGCUUGCGCUCCAGAUUUUCGGCGUUGCGCGCGAGCUGAUGAAGCACCACUCACAGACGUAUGGUAUCGUCAUUGGAGGAGCCAACCGAAGAGCAGAAGUCGAAAAGUUGACCAAGGGCGUCAACCUGUUGAUUGCUACUCCCGGCCGACUGCUCGAUCACCUUCUCAACACCCAAUUCGUUUUCAAGAACCUCAAGUCUCUCAUCAUUGACGAGGCCGAUCGUAUUCUGGAAGUUGGUUUCGAAGACGAAAUGAGACAGAUUGUCAAGGUGCUGUCAAACGAUGACCGACAGACUAUGCUCUUUUCUGCGACACAGACAACCAAAGUUGAGGAUUUGGCCAGAAUCUCUCUGCGACCCGGCCCGUUAUAUAUCAAUGUCGAUGAGGAGAAGCAACACAGCACAGUCGACGGCCUGGAGCAGGGCUACGUCCUGUGCGAGGGCGACGAGCGAUUCCUACUACUAUUCUCCUUCCUCCGGAAAAUGCAGGCCAAGAAGAAGAAGGUCAUUGUCUUUUUCAGCAGCUGUAACUCUGUUAAAUACUACUCCGAGCUCUUGAACUACAUUGAUUGCCCGGUGCUGGACCUUCACGGCAAGCAGAAGCAGCAGAAGCGAACCAACACAUUCUUCGAGUUUAGCAACGCGCCACACGGUAUCCUUAUCUGCACUGAUGUUGCUGCUCGUGGUUUGGAUAUUCCCGCCGUCGACUUCAUCGUCCAGUUUGACCCUCCGGACAACACUCGUGACUACAUUCACCGAGUCGGACGAACUGCCCGAGGUACCGAUGCCAAGGGACGAAGUCUGCUUUUCCUUCAGCCCAAUGAAGUCGGUUUCCUGUCUUACCUCAAGGCCGCUCGCGUCCCCGUUGUCGAAUUCGAGUUCCCGCGGAAGAAGAUUAUCAAUGUCCAGUCGCAGCUCGAGAAGCUCAUCGGAAAGAACUACUAUCUGCAGCAGAGCGCCAAGGAGGCCUUCAAGGCCUACCUCCACGCCUACGCCAGCCACAGCCUGCGAUCCGUCUAUGACGUGCAGAAGCUGGACCUGGUUAAGAUUGCAAAGAGCUUUGGUUUCCCUACACCCCCGCGAGUGGAUAUCCAGCUGGGAGCGAGCAUGGGACGGGACAAGGUGCAGGCGAGGAGGUCGUAUGGUAGCCAGCCGAAACAGGUGGGCAAGUACAAGAGGGACAAGAGGAAUUAG